AUGAUCGGUCUACAUAUUUUCCACUACGCCGGCUUUUUCGGAGCACAAAUCUUCAAUACUGUUCUGGCAAUAUUAAUUGUGAAAAGAGCUGGAAAACUGUUUGGUAGUUACCGUCAUGUUAUGUUUGUAUUCACAUUUUGUUCGAUGUUGUACUCUGCAGUAGAGAUAAUUGCACAGCCGGUACUAUACAUGAAAGGUCCAAUGUUUGUCGUGUUUCUUGAUAAUAACGUUUUUUCUCAAGGCAUUGGAAAUGUAGUUGCUUGUCUUCAUUGUGGUACCUUUGGAUUUUUGAUUUCUGUAUUUGCGGCACAGUUUUUCUACAGAUACAUUGCAUUGUGCAGACAAAGUCUGUUAUCUUAUUUCGAUGGAUAUAAAAUAUUUUUGAUCUUCAUUCCAUGCGUAAUUACAUACAUUCUCUGGUUUGAACUUGUCGUUUGGGGAAUGUCUGCGACUAUGGAAAAACGAAUCUAUUUGAAAGAUGAUUUUAAAAAUAUGUAUGAAUCAGAUUCAAUGAUGAUAUCUUUUAUUGCUCCGUUGUACUGGAACAAUGGACCAAAUAGAGAGAAAGUUUGGAGAUUUAAAGAUGCAGCCUCUGCACUAGUCUGUACUGGAAUUAUUGGAUCAUUAACAACUUUAAUUUGCUUCUUCGCGUUACGAAUUUAUCUAAAAAUGCAAAAAGAAAAAGGUCAUAUGAGUAAAAGAACUCUGGAAUUGAACAGGCAGCUUUAUAUAAUGUUAUCAAUCCAGACUAUUGUCCCAUUUAUAACAAUGUACAUCCCAGUGGGUCUUUUCAUUGUUCUCCCAUUUUUUGAUAUGGGAUUAGGUGCGUAUGUGAAUUAUCCCAGUGCCAGUAUGUCUUUGUAUCCUGCAAUUGAACCAUUAAUUGCAAUUUAUUGUAUAAAAGACUUCAGAAAGACUAUAGCUAAUUUCUUCCGGAGAGUUCGUGUUGGUCCAAAUGGCAUAAGUGUGUACAGUACUAGUGGAACACAGAUGGCAAUCAAAUAA
This is a messenger RNA of Caenorhabditis elegans, 1005 nucleotides long. RefSeq names its product Serpentine receptor class r-10 (gene str-141). Gene Ontology annotation, biological process: detection of chemical stimulus involved in sensory perception of smell. Gene Ontology annotation, cellular component: ciliary membrane. The transcript is spliced from 8 exons. The record is from RefSeq and is marked reviewed. NCBI's taxonomy places the organism in Eukaryota, Metazoa, Nematoda, Chromadorea, Rhabditida, Rhabditidae. Bases 1 to 1005 code for a protein of 334 amino acids.